This is a messenger RNA of Anopheles stephensi (Asian malaria mosquito), 12915 nucleotides long. It is a transcript of the gene Mical, whose product is annotated as F-actin-monooxygenase Mical. Gene Ontology annotation, molecular function: protein binding. Bases 593 to 10129 code for a protein of 3178 amino acids. NCBI's taxonomy places the organism in Eukaryota, Metazoa, Arthropoda, Insecta, Diptera, Culicidae. The transcript has 18 exons. The record is from RefSeq and is a predicted model, not a curated record.
GUGAUACGUUUGUGUACAACAUCAGCUCAGUCGUUCUCGGAAUUUGAUGUGCGGAGGUAACGCCGCACAUUAACAUAGUAGCAUCGCCAACAUAGCCGCAGCAGCAGUAGCAGCAGCAGCAGCCAGUAGUAGCAACAUCGCCGGAAUCGACGGAAUCAAAUACUGCUACACGAGCGAUCCAGCCGGCUCUUCGCACACUCGUAGCGGAAACAACACAGUGAUAGCGGCGGCAGUAGUAGUAGUAGCAGUGUCAAACCUGGUGUAUAGAUUUGGUGUGUUCGUUCUGUUGUGUGCACGCGGUGUAGGCGCGUGCGUGUGCCUUCUACCGCAGCGGUGCGUUGAACGCGUGUGCGUGUGUGAGGUCCAGCAGUCAGCUGGACCCCAAUCUACUCAGAACAAAAGGUAGAGCGAGGGCGGGAGAGAAAGAGAGAGAGAGAGAGAGAGAGAGGGAGUGUGUGUGUGUAAGAGACGGGCAGCAUCAGCAGUCAGUGGCAGUCAAUCAAAAGAGGCUGUGUGCCCGUUGCGCCGUAGUCUCAACUGACUGAAUCCUUUUUUCGCUACAGAAUAUCUACCAAUAUCCAACACACACACGAUGAGUGAAGAAUUCGUCGUCGACCAUGAGCGGGCCGCAAUGGCAACAGAAAUGUUUCUACAUUUCUGUGCCGCAACUACAAUGAAACAGAUCCGGGGUCUCUACUGGAACAUGCUGGACACGAUCGGGCUGCGACCGGGACCGCUGAACGAGUUCUAUCCCAAGUUGAAGGCGACGAUUCGUGACUGGCGAGCGCAGGCACUGUUCAAGAAGUUCGAUGCACGCGCCGCCCACAAGGUGUACAGCAAGGGCAAGGCCGCAACCAACACACGCGUCCUGAUCGUCGGUGCCGGACCCUGCGGUCUGCGUACCGCGAUCGAUGCUCAGCUUCUCGGUGCCAAAGUGGUUGUGGUGGAAAAGCGUGACAGAAUUAGCCGUAACAAUGUACUGCACCUGUGGCCAUUCAUCAUACACGAUCUGAAAGCGCUCGGUGCGAAAAAGUUCUACGGCAAGUUUUGUGCCGGCUCGAUCGAUCACAUCUCGAUCCGGCAGCUGCAGUGCAUACUGCUGAAGGUGGCCCUGCUGCUCGGCGUCGAAAUGCACGAGGGCGUCUCGUUCGUGAAGGAGAUCGAACCGGGCGAUGGUUGCGGGUGGCGCGCAUCCGUUUCGCCAGAAGAUCACGCCGUGUCACACUACGAGUUCGAUGUGCUGAUCGGUGCGGACGGCAAGCGCAACACGCUCGAAGGCUUCCAGCGUAAAGAAUUUCGCGGCAAGCUGGCGAUCGCCAUCACGGCCAACUUCAUCAACAAGCGCACGGAGGCGGAAGCGAUGGUGGAGGAAAUCAGCGGCGUGGCGUUCAUCUUCGAUCAACCGUUCUUCAAAGCGCUGUACGAAAAGACGGGCUGCGAUUUGGAGAACAUCGUGUACUAUAAGGACGAUACGCAUUAUUUUGUGAUGACGGCUAAGAAGCACAGCCUGCUGCACCGCGGUGUGAUUAUAAAGGAUCUGAGCGAUCCGGCCGAACUGCUCGCACCGUCCAACGUGGACAAACCGAAGCUGUACGAGUAUGCGCGGGAUGCGGCCAACUUUGCCACCAAGUACCAGAUGCCCAACCUGGAGUUUGCCGUCAACCAUUACGGUACACCGGACGUGGCCGUGUUUGAUUUCACCUCCAUCUUUGCCGCGCACAACUCGUGCAAGGUGACGGUGCGCAAAAACUAUCGGCUGCUGUCGUGUCUGGUCGGUGACAGUUUGCUGGAACCGUUCUGGCCCACCGGGUCGGGAUGUGCCCGAGGAUUCCUGUCCAGCAUGGAUGCGGCGUACGCGAUCAAGCUGUUCGCUAACCCGAAAAACAGUUUGCUGGCGACGAUCGCCCAGCGAGAAUCGGUGUACCGCUUGCUCGGGCAAACGACGCCCGAAAAUCUGAACCGCGCCUUUGGUGCUUACACACUCGAUCCGUCAACGCGCUACCAAAACCUUAACAAAUCGUCGGUACAGAUUGCGCAGGUGAAGCAUCUGCUCGACACCGACGAUCCGGUGCUGCUCGAGCAGACGUUCUUCGAUAGUAAUGCGAUUGCUUCGAGCGUAACGCCCGCGACCGAGCUGCCAGUUAAGCGCAAGCGGCGCACGAUCGAUGUGGUGCCGCUCGGUGCUACGCUGCUGCGUUGGCUCAAGGGUCAGCUGAAGGAUAGUGGGUUUGUGCAGGAGCUGAACGAACCGACGGAAUGCUUCACCAACGGGAAGGUGCUGUGUACGCUGAUCCAUCGCUACCGGCCUGAUUUGGUUAAUUUGGAGGAGUUGACCGACUUCAGUGCCGAUGUGUGUAAUGAGCAUGCGUUCAAUAUUUUCGAAAAUCAAUUGGGCAUACCGCGUGUAAUGUCCGGCCAGGAGUCGGUUACGCUAUCGGGUGUCGAUCCGAAGGUAUGGCUCAACUAUCUCGAACAGAUCUGCGACGUGUUCCGUGGCGAGAUACCGCACGUGAAGCACAUCAAGCUGGAUUACGCCGAGUUCAAGCAGAAGCAGGAAUCGAAUGUCGAUGCCUGGGCGAAACUGGGCCGCAUGGCCGCCGUCCAACGUAUGGCAGCGAUCGCUAGCGGCGUGCGUCCGGGCGAGAAUGAUCUCGGCUCGAAGGAUGUCAUCCCGACGGCGGCCGCAUCGAGCGCAUCGUUCGGUCCGCGGGGCAAUGCGAAAAAUUACUACCAUCCGAAUGCGGAGGAGGAACGCUACAAGCGUGGCCACGGUGGUGUUGCAUCGCCCCAGAACGAUACGAUGCGGCGAAUGCGCAAGCGACGCAGCAACGAGAAGUCCGGCAAUAUCGAGGAGCGCACUCGCCGACUGCAGGAGAUUGAAGCGAACCGGCUCGAUCGGCAGUCGAAGCGCCGUGAACAGCGUGCCCAGCAAACGCAGAACUUCUAUAAGAGUAUCCACAUGCUGCAGGCAAACACUUUGCUGCGGGAAAGUGAUAAUGCCGGCGCAUUCGACGAUUAUUCGCUCUACCUGUACCGCCAGUCGGCGCCACAGUUUAACGAUCGUGUCCGCGAGCUCGAGCUGAAGCUGCGCUAUCCCGAUCGUGAUCGGGGUCUAGCAGCAGCCUAUCCACGCGGAUUAAACGAUGGCGAUCAGUUCAGUGAUCGCGUACGGUCGAUGGAGCAACGGAUCGACGGUAAAACGGUACCGGUGGUGGAGAAGAAACCGAAAGAUUUGCUCCGUGCAAUCGGUAAGAUCGACAGCAGCGACUGGAAUGUGAAGGAGAUCGAGCGCAAAAUUGAACAGUCGAAGAAAACGACCGACAUCGGCAAGAGCCGCGAACGGGUACCGAACUGGAACCGGGAACAGUUUUUGGCUCGCCAGAAUCGGUUGAUGCAACCGCAAGACGACGAGAAGUAUAAGGAGAUUGACAGUUCGCUGAAGGCGAUCGACAAGCAGCUGAAGGAGGGCCACAAUCUUGAUUUGGGCGAGCGGGGAAAGAAUAAGGUGGCACUGAUUGCGGGCCAGUUGCAAACAUCCAAACAGGCUCAAGCGAAGCAGUCGCAGCAGCAGCAGCAGCAGCAGCCACCGUCGGUUCAGCAGCAACAGCAACAGCAAAAAUCGAACCAAAAGGCACUCGUCCUGACGACCAGUGGUGUGGCCGAGAAGUGUCACUUCUGCAAGCAGCGUGUCUAUUUGAUGGAGAAAAUUUCGGCCGAAGGCCUUACGCUUCAUCGUUCCUGCCUGAAGUGUCAUCACUGCCACACGAUACUGCGUCUCGGUUCGUACGCGUUCGAUCGUGAUGACACGGAGGGAAGGUUCUACUGUACGCAGCACUUUAAGCUGCCAGCCAAAACGCUCAAACCGGCAUCCCGUAAGUCGCAGGCAAAGUCACGCGUGUCGGGCCCAGUCAUCGGGCGCGUAUACGAUGCCAGUGAUGCGGGCGUUCGGGUCGGUACGGUCGGUACGAGUUCGAUCCCUGCCGAGCUGGGUUCGUCUACGGUGGACUAUCUGGCACGUACCAGAACUCCGGACAAUGAUGAUUCGGACGGUGAGGUGAACAUGGAGGUGAUCGACGAGAACGAGUGGACGGAUCGUAACUUUGGCACGGAGUCGGAAGUAUCCGAAGCGGAACUGUCCAGCUCGGACGAAUCGGACACGGACAGUGAGUCGGAUUACGAGGAAACGGCCGGUUCGCCGCUCGGAGCGCAAACGCUGCAGCUCGCCUCGGAAUGGAUCAGUGACAAACGGUUUUCCAACAUGGUGGACAGUGAUGCCGAUUUUUACAGCUACUCCAGUGAAGAUGAUGAUGCGGACUCGCAAACGGAAGGCGAAGAGCUAGCACGUGCACGGGAGAUGCGCCGACAGGAAGUGAAGCUGAUGCCACCGCCAACACUUCCAACCGACACCGAAACUGAGGGUGCUACCGAUUCCGAGGUGAACUCAACGGAGAUAUCUACCGAUUCGGAGUUUGACGAUGAGCAGCCGCAGCGUGUUCCGCCUUCGUUCCAUCUGGAGUUUAAACCCCUGGUGGAGGUUGAUCCAACGAUCAAGCUAGUCCAGAACCGUGCUCCACUGGCCGUUCCCCGGCCAGGCGAUUACGUGCUCAGUAAGACUGCCAGCACGGAAGGAAUUGCAUCGAAGAAGAGUCUGGAGCUGAAGAAGAAAUAUCUGCUUGGCGAAGGUACGACCGGGCUCGGAAUUCUAAAGUCUGGUUCUGCGUCGGCACUUGACUCGAAGUUCAAAUCGUUCCACUCGAACAUAACCGAGUGCCAGAAGUUGCUGAACCCGGCUGCCCAAAUAAGUCCCACGAUGCAGACGUUCCUGAAGAACAGUACGACGAACCCUCCGUCGGCUGGGGGCAAUCGAACACGAGAAGAAUCCUCUACCGUCCCAGCACCACCAACCCUUCCAUCGGAGUCUGUUAACGAUACGGAGAAGGAGAAUGUGUACGAAGGCAAAAGGACCGGCACGGGCAAUGUUAACGGUAGCAGUAGUGCAUUGGCGUUGGGUGCUAACAAGCGUUCCUCGCUGGUAGAAACGAUCAACACCACACUGGUCGAGAACAAGCUGAACGAGAUCAAAUCGAACGAAAGCUUCGCUGGGAAAGAAGAGCAGAAGUCGGAACAGCAGCAGCAGCCGACUGGUACCGAUCAGCAACAGGCACGGUCACAAAACUCAUCGCCUAUUUCCAAGACGAAGCAACCACAGGCGGAACACGACGGUGUUGGCAAUGGUCACAUUGAUCAUACGGCUAAACUAAAGAACAGCCUCAACAACAACAACAAUAACAAUAAGCGCAACAAUAACAACAACAACAACAAUGGGGAGGAAGUGUUGGAAAUUAUCGAUCUCGUUACGCCGGAGAAGGUGAACGAUGCAACGCAUCGUGACACUGCGGCAAACGAAACCGGUGGCCUAGUGGAGCACAAGUACAUCACGAACCUGAAGCACACGUACAUCGACCUAACGACUGAUUCGCCCAACUGUGAUCGUUCACUGGUGGAGACAACGCUCGACUUUAGCAUUGCACCGUCGAAGCUCGGUAACGAGCGGCCGACGAAUUCUUCGGCCGUGCCGGACAUAAUCAGCAACAUUCGGAUCGAUAGUAAUGAGAAUAAAAUCGAACAGCAUGCAGCCAACACGAACGGUGUGGUGAAGCAGAAGCUGCUGGUGGGUAAAACAUCCAAUACGCCUCCCGAACAACAAGCGCAACAGCAGCAAGGAGAGGACGGAUGUCACGAAACCACUCUGCAGGUACCGCUGGAUGUGCCCUGGACGAAGGAGGAAGAGAUUGAAUCGGACAGCAUUUCGGAAUCUGGUUCGAAUAGUAGCGAGAUCAGUAGUUCAAGUAGCAGCAGCAGUAGCAGUAGUACCUCGAGCGUAGAGGACAUUCCGCACUUCAUACUCGAUUCUACCACCAGCCCCGAGACGCAGAACGAUGAGCGGUUUGUGCCACGGUUGGAAGUGCGCGAUGCAACCGGCGAGUUGAUGCAGAUCGACAGCCUAAUGAUCAUCGACGGGCGCUACAUCGGCGAUCCGGAGGAUUUGAAGCUGAUGGAGAAGCUACCACCGGACACGCAGAUAGCGGCACAGAUGCUACAGGCGGAGAUCAAUCAGGAUAGCAUUAAUACGGUCCUUGAAGGUGAAAGUGCUCUACCGUCGUGUGGCGCGCCGGAUGAGGAAGGGAAGCGAAUGGAUCAGCCCGACGAAAACACCGCGGUGCAAACGAAAAGUGAUACGGAGGAAGGUGAAUGUGCCAGCACGCCAACACCACUUCCGAUGAAGGCGGACCCGGUUUCAUCUCUCUCGAACUUUGUCUCGCAACGCAAUCCCUGCUUUAAGUUUGAUUCGCGUAAUGAAAACAAAAUCGAUACGCUGAAAAAUCUCCCAUUCGUGCUCGAUGCCGAUCAGCGUACCUCCUUGCAGAAGUCGAUGCAUCUAAACCUCAACCCACACAAUGCGCCCCCGGUGGACGUUGAAACGGACACGGAGCAAACGCCGAUGGCUGGUGAGGUACCGGGUGGAACAUUGCUUGCCUCACCGACGGUGCCCCCGUACACGAAGCGGGGUGCACCGGAUGCGGACUCUGACUCGCAGGAUGACACGGAAGUGACAACGCAGAACAAUCUUACCGAAACGGAACUAUCCGACUGGGCAGCGGAUGACGCAGUGUCGGAGAACUUUGUCGAUCUGGAAUUUGCGCUCAACUCCAACAAAGGCACCAUCAGGCGAAAUCACAAACCAAAGCAUCCGCGGCUGCAGCACAAAAAGCUACCGAGCAGCAGUAAUGGUGGGGAUGGAGCGGCGAUGGUACGAUCCGUACCGGCCUCUUACACAGCCGCCAGCAUGCAGCCUCGCAAUGGAAUCACUGCCACCGAGGACGGCAUUAUACGAAACCUGGCGCUGGAAGAUAUCGAAUUUAUGGACACAGGGUCGGAGGAGGAAAGUUGUAUCGAGACGUACUCCACCACGAAUCGGAUGAUGCUGAAGAAUCGAGGUUACAUGGAAAUCAUGGACCCGACGGUAGAAUCCAAACGUGCCGUAUACCCUCCAUUAAGUCACGCGUACGGCACGGGUCAGCCAAAGUUGGUGGAAGCGAUCAACAAUCAAAUUGCUGGUCGGCCGCAGAUGGACUACAUCGAGCAGGGUUCGUAUCUGCUCGCUAACGAUGACGCGAAAACGCCCAUGAACGAGGAACCGCUCGGGAAAAUUACCUUUUCCACGCUCGCUAGUCAAAACAUAAAGCUUGGCGAGCAGGUCUGCUCCGUCGAGUGUGCGCCCGAUAUCGAGGAGGAUAGUCUGCUGUUGAUAAGCUCCUCCCAGGGUACGGCCCCGGGUACGACAACGAACAGUACCGCGACAAACGACGAAAGUGACGCACUAACGAUGGUAGUGGCAGCACCAUCCACUGCCACCGGGCACGAACCAGAUCCGGCGAACCCGAACGCCGGUAGCACCAGUGGUCGAGGUAGCGCUACUUCGUACAGCUCAUCGCUUCACUGCGGUGGAGCGAUUAACAGCAAUGGCCAUAGCAGUACUGCUGCUGAUCGUACACCCGAUCCGGAACUGGCAGCGAAAUCCAACUCCCGCUCGCGAGACGAAAGCCCGGCGAGGAAAAUUUCCGUCGAAUCGCUAUCCGGCAAACGGAGCAGCCUGGAGCGCAAGGACGUACGGAAGGAUUCGCUCAAAGGCAUCGAAGACAUCGGGUACGAGAAGUACGUGAAGCGUUUGCAGCAAAAGAUUCAACAGAUCAGCAAUGCGCGCGAUUCGCUCGAGGUAAAGAAGGGUAAGCGAAAGUCUUCCAAGGGUGAGAUGGUGCUGACGCUUUCGGAAGCGAACAGGGAAGGGAUGGACGAGCAGGAGUGUGACGGUGCUGCGUCCGGUUCCACCGGGCAGCAGGCAGAGCUUUUUACGCCCGAUCAGCAGCAGAAGCUGGGAACCGUUUCGUCCUCUGCCGUCCUCGAACCGGACACACCACAACCGAAGAGUGUGGAGAAAAAGAUUGAAGAGAUCACGAAAGAGCGCGUAAAGCAGAAGGAUCUCAUACAUGAUCUAGUCAUGGAUAAGCUGCAAACGAAGAAGCAGCUGAACGCGGAAAAGCGUCUCAACCGCAGCCGUAACCGUAGCAAUGUCCUAGUCGGCCAGAGUAGUAAUGGUGGUGCCAAUGGUGCAGCGGUGGAAUCCGUCGGCGAUUCACCAACUGCGGCGACAGCCGCCAGCUUCCGGUCUGGAGGUGGGGCUUCGCUAAAGGAGUUGGAACGAACGCCACUACCGGUUAGCAAUCAGAGUAACGUGUACAGUAGCGUUAUGUCAAUGCGCGCCUUGCCCUCCUCAGCAGUGCUGAGCAGCAGUGCCUGCGACGCGUUGAAGGAAAACAUUGGCUUUGCGAAUGGCAAAUCAGCACCGCAUCCUCACCCGGACCAGCUCUUGGCAUCCGCGGCCUACCAGCAGCAGCUAAUAACGCCCCGCAAUGCGGCCGGUACGUUUGGCGACGGUGAGCAACCGCUAACUACGGAGCAGCUGCGCGAGGAGGCACGUUCACGGGCACGGCUAAAAUCUAACCAGGAUUUGGGUCUGUCGCCCGAAGAUCGGUUACUGCUGUUGCGCAAAAAGUAUCACAUCACGAUGCGCGGACUCACCGAUGACGAUGACGUGGACGCGAUUGAUCCGAACAAAUCGGACGAUGCGAAAUGUAAGGAUCAGGCGCGUACGAAGCUCAUCACCUCCAAGAGCGUUAACGAUGUAUCGAUGUUGAAGCAACAGCAGCAGCAGUCUCUAUCCUCGCUGCAUCACCAUCACCAUCACCACCAUCAUCAUCACCAACCGGGACUGCUGGUAACGAGCACCAGCAGCAUUGCAAAGGUGGACCCAUCCGUGUCCGCUGGAGAACUACAGCACAGUACGCCGAAAAAGCUGACCGACUACAUCUCCGACCCGAACCUGAUGCAUACGAGCACGAUUGAGCAGGACACCGGUUCGGAGGUACGCUUGCGCACCCGUGGCAAACGGGGCAAGGAUCGCGAACGGCGCAAAAGCAUCAUCGAGAAGGUAUCGGAGUUUUUCAACGGUCGCAAAAAAACGGAAAAUGGCGGCAGUAAGGAGUCGUCACCGACCAAGGAUCGGCCAACACUGCUCACUGCCAACGGUGGUCCGUCUGAUUCUGUACCCGGCGCUGGCUCAUCCACUAGCGGUGGAGGAGGCUUCUUGCGGUUUAAAAUCUCACCAAAGCUGAAGGACAAAUCAAAGUCAUGCUUUGAUAUGAGGAACAUUAGUUGUGGUACAAAGGAGAGUUCCCCGUAUGGAAGGUGCGCUUCGGACGAUUGCCUGAACAGUAACGUACCGAAUGGUUUGCCAACGACGACGGCCAACGUAUCGCCCGUUGCAGCUGCUGGGGUCGAUAUGAAUGCGGUCUAUGUGCACCACAACAGCUACACACCGAUCGGGCGUAAGGAAGCGGAAGAGCUGGAACCACCACCAAUUCCACCGCUUCCGCUUAACUACGAGCGCUCGGAUGACGAAGCGGGUGCCGCCAACGAAUCGAAAAACGAAAUGAAGAAAAUACGUGCAAUGUCCAAAACAUCGAGGCAAGCGGAAUUGAAAAGACUGAGAAUUGCUCAAGAGAUACAACGAGAACAGGAAGAAAUAGACGUAAAGAUCAAAGAUCUGGAAACGCGCGGCGUAGAAAUCGAGAAGGAGCUUCGGGGCGAGAGUGAAACUCUCAAGAAAGGCAACGCCACCAAUCUGGGUGCUAACGACGACGGGCUGGUGAAGGAAUGGUUAGAAAUCAUGAGCAGCAUCACGCGGCUGAAGGUGCGGGACGACGAGCUCAGCAUACGGCAGCAGGAGCUACAGCUCGAACAUCGGCACGCGCAACUAAAGGAAGAGCUCAACAUGCGGUUGUCAUACGGUAAGCUUGAUAAGAACUCUUCGGACGUUGCUGCCGAGGGUGCGAUCCUGAACGAGAUGCUUGAAAUCGUGGCCAAACGGCAGGCGCUGCGGCCAUCGCCCGAUACGAAGGCGACGGCGGCCGCUGUCGCGGCGGUUGCUGCCGGUGCGACCCUAUCAUCCAAACCGAACGCACCGAACACCACCUUCACUGCCCGGAUGCCUAAAGAUACCGAUAUAUAAAUUUACCAGCAAAAAAAUAAAACGGCCUGGCCGUUCUGCGGGAAUCAAAACCACACAAGGGUAGAACUGGCUGGUGGCAGUGUGUUUGUGUGUGUGUGAUGUCCUUCCAAAACCACACCGAGCGGGUUUGAGAGCUGACGGACCGUGGUCAUCGAGGUGUAGUUUUCGGCUAGCCUUUUUUUUGUUCGAUACAUUACACUAAUAUCAUGCAACUUCAGGUCAAUUUCCAAUGCUUUGAGUGCUGGUGCUGUUUGUUUUCUUUUUGCUCCUUUUAAGAAGGUUUUAAAAAGAAAAUUAUGUAAAUUAUGUAAAAUCGUGCUUAUUAGUUAAGAGCGAACAGUGAACCGCGGGACUCAUCCGACGAACGAAAACACGAAUGCAAGGAGAAGGGAUAGAGCGAUGCGUAUCAACGCAUCCGACCGAGCACCGGGAUAGAGAGAGAGAGAUAAUGUAAAGCACACAGGGUAAACGGUUGCUGUGGUACAGUAGGCUUAAAAUGUGUCCAGAAAGUGUAGGAGCAAUGAGUUUGAACGAAGAGAUCGAUAAGUUAAACAAAAUGUUAAACCUUAGUGUGAAGUGAAGUCACCGAUGCGCGGACAACAGUGAUGUUUAUAGGAUAUGGUAGAUUUGAGCCCCUUUUUGUUUCGUUUGUUUGUUCAAUUACUAUCUUCUUACUUUAGCGAAUGCUGCCUCUCGGUGUCCGCCCCGGUUGACACCACUACACUUAUCUUUGUUGUUAUCUUUUCUGCUUUCCUUUUUAUUUUUGAUACUGUUUCAAUCAGUUACUCGAGUUAGUUUGUUUUUGUUCUGUUUCCUAUUUUUCUUUGCCAACUAUUGACAAAUUAACAGACUGUUCUUCUUUAUGCUUGUGUGUGUGUGUUUCGUUUUGUCUUUUCUUUCCUUUUUUUUUCUCCAAACAAAAGCGUACGUUAGGGAAAAUGUUGUGAAAACAUUGUGGCACCGUGUACCGGCACACCGCUAUAAACCAAGUAGUGUGAGUAGGGCAAUCGUGAGAAAGUUUAUAAAGGAAAAUAUUUAUUUUAAGUCGCGUUGUUUUUAUUUUCUUGCUGCUGUUUGUUUAAGCUAUACUGUUUUUGAAUACAAGCGUCGAACAACGAGAAGGAAAAACUGUUUCACGUGCAUGCGAGACUGAGAAAGAAAGGUUUGCGUCUAUAAAACCGUUUCGUUUGUGACUUUUUUAUUUUAUUUGUAUGUGUGUUCAGUGAUUUUGUGUGUGUGUGUGUUUUUUCUUAUUGAGGAAAAGCAAAUAUAAAAACAGAAAUGCCAGGUGGAUUUAAACCCCUAAUUUAUUCAUCGAGUUUGAAUAAUUCUUUUUUUCGGUAACACACGCACACACAUGCACACUGCAACAUCCAACUGCCUAAGAUUGUAGGUGGUUAAGCUGUGUGGGUGUGGUUUUGUUGCUGUCAGGACUUAUUUAGAACUUACUUAAACUUGUUCAGUAUUACAGACACAGAUAAUGUCGUUAGAUAAAAACAAAUGCUGUAUCACCAAUACUGUCAAACUGCAUAUAUAUAUCGAGUGGCCUCCUUUUUAUAUAAUUUCUCAUAAUCUUUUUUUUUAAUUUUUGGUUUUUAAAUGAACACAUUAAUAAAAGUUGCUUGGCCAUUUUUGUGAGUGGCAAAGGAAAAAAGCCAGAAAUAAGAAAAAAAAAUUGUCCAAAAAUAUGCAAGCAAGCGCAAAUUCACUGAAAUGUCGUAAUUUUAAACAGAGAGUAACAAAACACAAAACAAAAAACCAGUGCUAGGGCAGAGUUUUAUACACACUUACAUUCAACACGCGUUCUGGAGUAAUAAUUGUGAAUACACCGCCAGCAAAACUACAAAUCAUUGAUGCAUGUAAAAAAGGGAAAUAGAAUUCAAAUCGUCCUCGAAAGAGACGGUGUUUGUUGCAAGAAAAACGGGGGGAAAUGAAAUAAUUGUAAUUUAAUUAAAAAACCCAAUCUGUAAGCAUAUUUAAUCAUGUUGAUAAGUGAAGCAAAAAUAAGCAAAUCAAUCCCAUUUUCACGAGAAGAAGCUUACAGAUACAGAUAAAGACCAGCAGAGCAAGUUUGCUUGGUUUUUUGGAUACAGUGGAUGGGGUAGCUUAUACAGCCGCGACAGCAGGCGCUAUUAUGUCCUUACUUACCAAAAUGAGCGUAGACACGCAUCAGCAAACCCCUUUGCGAAAACGAAUUGUGUUCUAACUCUUGAAUUUACUAAUGAUACGUUUUAUGUAGCUAUUGUUUCAUUUAAUGAAGUGAUAGAAAUAACAGUAACAGAUAAAGAGCAAAAUAUGUAUAUGCAAACGUCCGAAUUUGAAAGCUAAAUCCGUGUUUAAAAGAAUACGAGCAAAGUACGGUCUCCGGAGUAGUUGGGUGCACAACAAAAAAGGCAAAGAAACACAGUUGGAGCUAUUUGAGAGAUUUAAAUAAAACAAAAGCACAAAAACAUGUACACACACAAAUACAGUUACAGUAAAUCAUUUUCAAUAUUUUUCAUUUUCCUAGCAUCUAAAAUCUACCAUGGGCUUGUCUCGAUUGGGCCAGAAAAGCUGUGUGCGCGUAGGUCGCAAGUAGUUGCGUUGCGUUAACCAUUGAGCGUAGCACCGUUGACAUGUUGAGAUCCAGGCACGAACAGAAUUGAGGAUGAUUGUACCCCCACUGUGUAUGUGUACACCGGGCCGUACCGUAGCCGGGCUAUCUCUUCUAUAAAUGUUUGAUUUUUAUGUAUGUCACACUAGUCACACAUGUUUUUUGGGAAUAAUAAACACAAACUUUUUACUCA